Molecule: messenger RNA, 5912 nt
Organism: Osmia bicornis bicornis
Lineage: Eukaryota; Metazoa; Arthropoda; Insecta; Hymenoptera; Megachilidae
Product: LIM/homeobox protein Lhx9
Exons: 6
Coding region: 1148-2029 (293 amino acids)
Source: RefSeq, a predicted model, not a curated record
GCUCGAAAGCCCCACUCGCUCGUCCGCCGUCGUGCCGUGCGGUUCGUGUCGUGGCUCCGUUACGUGUUCUGCUGGUCGCGCGCGCGGUGUGCUUGCCAUCCUCACCGGGUGUUCGUUCUACUCAUUUUUGACAGCGGUCAUUAUCGUCAGCUGCACGGCAAUCACGAGUGACCAGUUACGCGAUUCCUAAGCCUCGUUCGUUUGUGUCUGUGAGUUAGGAGCUACGUCGAUUCGCGACGCGGUGAAUCGACGAUUCUACUCUCGGUAGAGUGAACAGGUACGACGAGAUUCGAUGCAGUGAAACGAGACUGUUGACUGUUACGCGUUAGUCGUCGUGAUUACCUUCGGUUGACACCGAGCAAGGGAUCUUCGACGUUACCUUGACGUGCAAAGGCUUCAACCUUGAGUGAGACGCGUCAAGGUAUCCUGACCGUGUUGGAGCGUUGGCAGAGUGUCGUUAGGCUUGGGAUUCGCGAUACGGAGCGGAACUUAAAAUCAAUAGUCCGCCGUGGAAGACGCGGGUUUUCGAACGAGACCGAAGACUUGGUGCUCUCGUGCCACGCAGUCAUACGGUGGGAGCGAUAAACUCGAGGGAAUUCGGAGGAACCAGUGUGGGUUCACACCUGUCCGCGACACCCUUCGUAACAGUGACGACUAGUUAAAGGACGAUCGUGUGGUGAUCCGUCGGGGCGAUCGUGAUACGCGAUCGUGUCCCCGAUCUAAUCGUGUCGUUAGACGUGUGCCGUUCGUCGACCAAAGUAGAUUGUGCCACGAAGUGUUUGUUUGUUAUUGUCAGCCCGCAACGUACGGGAAACGCUAAGGGGAUAUUAAAGUCGACCAGGAACACAGCCUACGCAUGCCGUGGAUCGAGGUGCUGAAUUCACCUUUAUUUUCUCCCAUGUGCAAGCAUGAAAGAGUAUUUCGGCAGCUGCAUGUGACUUAGAUGCUUGGAAAUAAGGAUUCGACCCAACAUCAACGAUAUCAGGAAAGAGGGGAAGAAGAGAGCCGGUUCUAGAAGAACCGAGCGCAAAUAAGCUUCCAGUUAGCUAGGCUACGAGCUUUUGUUUUUUCGCCGUGGGAAGCUGUUGGUGGGCUCGUCGGGCCCACCCUCUCAUCGGUCAAGCUGGCGAGCGCUCUAACCGCUGGUAUGAACCCCCACCAUCCGGGCCAUUCUGCAGCCUACCCGCAUCAUCCCUCGCUAUCGAGCAGUCCCCAUCAUUCUGGGCCUCAUCACGGCUACAGUACCGGCGGUGGAGGUGGCGGGGGUGGUGGCGGUGGUACCACCACAACCCCAGACUUGCCAAGUCCACAUUCGCCACCUCAUGGACCUGCCAUCGACCCAGCAACCCCUUACGCGUCCAUGCAACCUGGCCAGGGUAUGGGCAGCAAUGGACAUCAUCACGGCGGUGCUGGAAUGAUGAGCGAUCAUCCGCAUCACCCAGGCCACCCACACCCACACUUACCGGGCCAUACGGCUUACCCACCGGUCAAUCACAACAACAAUUGUACACUUAAGCAAGAAGGUGGCCCGAGCGGACCGACGGGGAUCCAACAGUGUGCCGGCUGCGGAGGCCAAAUAGUCGAGAGAUGGCUGUUGUUCGCGAUGGAUCGGUAUUGGCACAACGGAUGCCUAAAGUGCUCCUAUUGCAGCGCAGCAUUGGCGGAAAUCGGUCAUUCUUGCUACACGAGGAGCGGAAUGAUCCUCUGCAAAACCGACUACAGAAGGAUGUUCGGAAGCAGUGGUGCUUGCGCAGGUUGUGGCAACGCGAUACCUGCCAGCGAACUGGUAAUGAGGGCGGGUGGAUCGGUGUUUCACCAGAAAUGCUUCACGUGCAGCAAAUGUGGUAGUCAGCUGGUUUCCGGCGAUAGGUAUUAUCUGUUGUCGGGGGCACCGGUAUGCGAGACGGAUUGGCACAAAAUCAUAAAGUCGUCGAGUGUGGCGGCCGCAGCUGCCGCGGCGGCAGCCGGAAACGGUGGUGCACCGGUGAGAAAAGGUAAGGUCGGUCGGCCUCGAAGAAGUCGCGAAUGAGGUGGCAACCCGGUCGGUCGCCCGAAGAAGGUACAAGCCUCUCCACAGCCGACGCCCGCCGUCGUACCGUCACAGGUCGACGUGGUGGACGUGGCCGUAGGAGGGGAUCCCUAUUCGCCGCCUCCGCCGGGUCAUCAGCAGUACCACCAUCAUCACCACCACCAUCACCAUCAUCAUCAGAUGAGCCUCGUGCAUCCGGGACUGGCGGUACAGCAAACUCACCUGCAGGCGUCCACCUAUCAGGAUUGGUCUCCUUGGGCACAGGACACCUGCGAUUGAACUUUCAUUCGAGUUCAAUCACCAACGAAAUCCUUCUGUUAACCGUCAGACGGUCUUUCGUUUCUCCCUGGACUAUGGAGUUCGCCGAAAACUGUCGCGACGUACUGUUCGUUUGGAAAUGGUCGGAUAAAAGCAGCUUCCUCCUGCUCGAGAGUACUGUAGCUAAGGAGAGCAAACGGAGGAUUCAUCCAGGUGGGACGAGGAUCAGGAAAAUGGUGAACGAGUUUCGUUACCUGUGACAGAAACAGCACGUGUAUCGUCGUUAGACAAAAACUCCAUUAGGAUGUGUGUUCUCCACGACGAAUUGUAUACGCGUGAGAAUGUGCUGCGUGCGUCUGUCGUCGAUCGUUGACUUCUCCAGCCUCCUCGAGCAUGAUCGAGAACGAACUGGCGUAGUAGCUGUCUCGUGUUUGAUCGCUCGUUGAAUCGGGCGCACGCGACUCCACGGUCUCCUUAAUCAAUAAUCUUUGCUCAAUCACGGAGAAUCGAAGAUAAAAUCGAGUCGUGUCCGGGCCGCGUCGCAUCGUCGCCGCCAGCGGUGUAACGGCAGUUUUCUUCGGCUUCGUUCGAUCCUUUGAUGCUCAUCCCCUGCUCGAUCGAUCUGGUAAUCCUGUUUAAUCGCAUGCUAAACACCUGAUACUCUUUUUAUCGCUCGCGUUCCCCGACGCACAACGUUUCCUCCUCUAACAUGUACAUCUACACAGCUAAUCAACUUUUUCAAUCAACUGGAUCUGUAACAGACAUUAUCGCGAAUCAAGAAAGCGAAACGAUGGCAAAUUCGAUUCGUCAUUGACGUUCUUGUAUUAUCUUAUGAGAAAUUUUUUUUCUUAAUUCUCCGUUAUACAGCCUGGAAAUGAAUUUUCUAUCGAACGUCCAGCGAACCGAUCGAAUCUCGAGGACGUGAUUUACAUUCGAUAGAAAAGGAAACGUUAAACGACAGAAUCGCAAGAAUUCACGAAAUGGGGAGUCUGAACCUGACGCGGAGACCUCGAGCACACACCAGGUCCAAAACGUGUCACGUAUGCGACGAGAAAAUUUCGUCUACCCGGUCGGAUAAUUCGGCGAUUGAAACGAUGGCCCGCGUCAGCUUCACUCAGCCCUUAGAAAAUUAUUUUUCUUUCAAAAUCACCGACCCCCUUCUCUCGUCUCCGGGGGUUCCGUAAACUCAUUAACCGUUUCUUGUUCUCGCGAUCGUUAAUCGAGGUCUCUUUCUCUCGCCAUCGAAUAAAAAAAAAAGGUCACACCGCUGUGAAAUCGUCGAACCAGCGAAAUUAUCAUUCGAAUCUUUCUUGUUAACCUUUCGCGUCCGAACAGCCCUUUAUCUUCCAUGGAAAUUUCAUGAUCCACACUAGACACGUUAAAAAUUGAACGAUCACCCGCGUUCGCUAUGUUAAUUAUCGACAAAUUCGACGCGAGAGCAAGCGUGAUUGGCGUACGACGAGAAAGAAGAAUCCAGGCGUGCAGGACUUCCGGGAAAUCAAUGGACGAUGGUUCCAUCAGUAUUUCAUCCGUGUCGCGAUCGUACGGUUGACGAUUAAAAUUUCUCGUUUAAAGUGCAUCGCGAUACGAGAGCUGUACAACGGAGAAAGAUCGUUAUUUUUUCAACGAGAUAAAGACCCGAUGCAUAAUCGCGAAGGCCCGUUCUCGAUGAAACCGAGGGAAACUGUCGUGCGACGAGAACGCGAGCACGCCCGAUGUACGUCCAGGGAUACGCUGGUGAAAACUUCGCGCAGCCGUGGAUGAAGCGUGUAACAAUAGAUUUUAUCUAAGUGGCAGGGUUUCGACAUCCGCAAUAAACAUUUACGUGAAUGUAAUAAUUGUGAACACGUUUACGAUGUGUAUCUACUGUCGACAAUUGGCCUCGAGUCCGGUGUCGUUCGAAAUUCAAACAUCCCCCUCGUCUUUCUCGUUUCCAGCUUGUACAAAAACGCUUCCAUUUCCGUUUCCGUUGAACACACUGGUUGUUUGGCCAGAGAACAAGACGACGAUAACGAACAGGGAAAACGACACGGGCUCAGGCACGUUCGAAGCUCAAUGCGAAACUAAAGACACAUGUUUUGGGUGUAAAUCAUGCGGGGGUGGUUCUUUUGGUUCGUUUCAUGGCAUCGAGUAUUUCGUUGAAUUUCUUUUGAAAAUAUAAUUUAAUCUUUUGUCUUAUGAUCAUCUUACACCAAUCGAUGUACACCUGACAAUCAAACGAGAAAAAGGCAAGAAAUAAUUAUCAAUCUCACUGCUUUAUCUAAAUUACUUCAUCAACGAUCUAUUAAUAAUUAUCGAUCCCAUAAAGCGAACCAUCGUCUCCGUGCCGUACAACUGAUUGUUACUCGUUUAUCCGUCUCGUUCUUAACGAAAGUUUUAUCUGUCAGAACGCCGCCGCGCGCUUACGAGGUAUUCCAAGCGGAAACAAGAGAGAGAAUGUGAGAGAGAGAGAAAGAGAGAAUGCUGGCGAUUUUCGACGCAAAGUUGAUCGCGUAUCGGAGACACGAUGCCUGACGAAAAGGGAGAUCGUCCAAAUGAUUUCAAAUUCCCACGUCGAUUUCUCUUCAAUCUGGCUCGUUCGCCGCUCAUCGAAAGACCCUUCGAUCCUGACGCGUGUUCGCGCGAGCAAUCGUGACGCAAGCGGACCGAGAUCAAGCUAGAUCGGACGAAGAGGGUCGCCGCGCCGCGCUGCGUGUUGGAUCGUGUAAUUUAAUCUUGUACAUAGGGUACAUUUUGUAUAUUGUUAAAAGUUUGUGUGAUAUAAAUGGUUAUGUAUUUACUAUUAAAGCGGCGAUAUUAAUUGGGGACUUCGCACGUCCCUAGGCGAUCAUGGGUGCGAUGGUUUUGUGACCCACAACCACUGGGUGGGCUUCAAUAUUCUGUUCGAUGAUGCUUGAAAAGGAUUAUUUAAAAAUCUAUGAAUUUAACCCUUUCGCUGUGACGUCUGUUGUGUAAUUAAUCGUAAAUAAUUAAGUUAGUCCUCAAAGUGUUAAUUUUCAUUUUUCAACCACACAGCGAAAAGGUUAUCAGAUAGCGUUAUUAAAUUCGAUCCCGUUCCUUUUUUCCUCCAAGUUCUCUUCAAGCCUUUCGUUAUGAAGGACUUAACUAUAGUGGCCAUUUACGAACCCGUCCUUACGUACGAGAAGCCAUUAUAGUGACCGUGUUAAAUUUUCAAUGCCUGCAAUUUUCUCUUCUAAACGUAAAUUUUAUUUGUGACAAAGUACAAACACGUAACUCAUUUUCUGUAUAGCGAUAGUAGUUUUUGAUUAGCUCAACCGUAACGAAAGGGUUAAGAAAAUUGUAGUUAAACAGAGGACUCCGAGUAUCGAACAAACAAAGGUGCCGUCUCAUUUUCGAUAAAUGAUUCGAGAAAAGGAAUGUUCAUUCGCAUCCAGUGGUGGUGGACAGUUUCCAGAGGAUCGUCCUCAGUUGAGCGUACACGCGGUUAGAUCAGCACGAUCUUCUUCGCGCGUUUAGUUAAUUUUGUUAUUUGAUUUAUCUCGACUUCUUAAACCGGAAGCCGGACAUCUCUGAAUGGUUUCGCGGCCUCUUGUAAAAUACAAAAUACACGGACACACAUACAAAACACGUUUAUUAAUUAAAUAAAAAUCACAAGUUUUUAGAA